GUCUUGGUAGACAAUUCAGCGACGUCCUGCGUGAGAUAUGCUACAAAUAAGACGGCUGCCAACUACACUGGUGGGCCAUGCUUCAAUGCUUCUGUGGAUGUGCGGCUGCCAUCCUGCACCGACGUGCGCUCGCGAAUACUGGGCUCAAUCCGUGAAGACCGCUUCCUUGAUGUUCGCGUCUCUGGCACGCCGACACGGGAGUGCCUCUUUCUCUGGAGUCAGGUUUAA
This is a messenger RNA of Symbiodinium necroappetens, 228 nucleotides long. Lineage: Eukaryota; Dinophyceae; Suessiales; Symbiodiniaceae. The record is from the annotation of a GenBank genome assembly.